ACAGAAACGACCAUGUCGACCGUUGGCUUGAAGCCAGUCUCCCACAUUCGUCGUCGGGAAAUUCCUCGUCGUCGUUCCAAAUCUAAGCCAUUUUUCAGAAGCAUUAGAUUCGUGAAUUGCUAUUCUUCCAACAGUGAUGUGUUCUCCAAUGCCAAAAUCUUCAGCAACUUCUGGCGACGACAUAUGCCUCCGUCUAUUUCCGUCUCUACUGUAUCGAUCGAUACUGAUAUCUUGGAGCCCUUUCAAUCCGCUAAUAUCUCUUUCAAGGACACUUUUCCUGUGAAACUUGUUGAAAUGCUGGAAGGAAAGAUCACCGUAAGGUUAGAUCAAGUGAAACAUUCAAGCAACUGGGAGCUAAGGGUAGGUUGCAAUCUUCCAGGAAAAUGGGUUCUUCACUGGGGUGUUUCCCACGUCGAUGAUGUUGGCAGUGAAUGGGAUAAACCUCCUAGCAAUAUGAUACCUCCCGGCUCUAUUCCUAUAAAGGACCACGCAAUAGAGACACCCUUGAAGAAAUCAUCGUUAUCAUCUGCUGAAGGAGAUACAUUUUAUGAAGUCAAAAUUGAUCUUAAACCCAGCAGAGGAAUUUCAUCAAUUAAUUUCGUUGUGAAGGAUGAAGAAACCGGCUCUUGGUAUCAACACAACGGAAGAGAUUUCAAAGUGCCUCUGGUUGACUACUUCAAGGAUGACACUAAUAUAAUUGGACCUAAAAGGGGCUUUAAUUUCUGGCCAGGGGCCUUAGGUCAGUUAUCCAGCAUACUUCUUGGAACGCGCACAACACAUAAAAAAGGUCAAGAAAACAGCCGCGAAUCCAGAGAUUCCAAAGGAGAAAAUAGUCAACUUGAAGGUUACUACGUAGAACUUCCUAUUGCAAAGCAGAUUUGGGUCAAUAAAUCCGUCAGUGUCUCCGUUAGGAAUUGCCCUGAGAUGGCCAAGAACCUUAUAUAUCUGGAAACAGAUAUACCUGAAGAUGUUGUCCUCCACUGGGGAGUUUGCCGAAAUGAAGCAAGAAAGUGGGAAGUUCCACCCGCUCCUCAUCCUCCAGAGACAGUAUUUUUUAAAGACAGGGCUCUGAGAACUCCCCUACAGCCAAGAGACGGUGAAAAAGGGAGCUCAGUAAUAAUCACUUUGGAAGAGGGUUUUGCAGGAUUUCUUUUUGUUCUUAAGCUAAAUGAAAAUACUUGGUUAAAUUACAUGGGACGUGACUUUUAUAUUCCUCUUCCAAGUUCUAGUAACUUAAAUAUGAAAUACAUAAAUGGUGAGUCGGAAGACGUGCAUUUACAAGAGAACUUACAUAUGAAAUACAUAAAUGGUGCGUCGGAAGACGUGCGUUUACAAGAGACUGAAGAGGCAAGUCAAACAAACUCCUUAUCUGGAUUUGCUGAUGCAAUAAUCAGAGACUUAAAGAAUUUGGUGUCGGACAUUUCCUCUGAUAAGAAUCAUAAGGUGAAAUCCAAAGAAGCUCAAGGAAACAUUCUUCGAGAGAUUGAAAGACUUGCUGCUGAAGCCUAUAAUAUCUUCAGAAACUCCGUUCCAUCUUUUUCAGAGGAGCCUCCAGUAGAAACCAAGGCUACUUCCGGCCAAAAAGAAACUAAGGCUACUGUCGAAGUAAAGGAAAAGAGCUUGACUCCAAAAAUCUGCUCAGCAAGAGGAACAGGGUAUGAAAUAUUAUGUCAAGGGUUCAACUGGGAGUCUCAUAAAUCUGGAAGAUGGUACGUGGAGCUUAAACAGAAAGCUGAAGAGCUAGCCUCACUUGGUUUUUCUGUGAUAUGGUUACCACCACCAACAGAGUCUGUUUCACCUGAAGGAUACAUGCCAAAGGAUUUAUACAAUCUAAAUUCCAGAUAUGGAAGCAUCGAUGAAUUGAAAGAUUUAGUGGAAAAAUUCCAUGAAGUUGGGAUCAAGGUUCUUGGAGAUGCUGUCUUAAAUCACCGCUGUGCUCAUUACCAGAAUCAAAAUGGUGUUUGGAACAUAUUUGGUGGUCGUCUGAAUUGGGAUGAGCGUGCAGUUGUUGCUGACGAUCCACAUUUUCAGGGUAGGGGCAACAAGAGUAGUGGCGAUAAUUUCCAUGCAGCUCCAAACAUUGACCAUUCGCAGGAAUUUGUGAGAAAUGAUCUGAAAGAAUGGUUAUGUUGGUUGAGGAAAGAAAUUGGGUAUGAUGGAUGGAGGCUUGACUUUGCCAAAGGAUUUUGGGGUGGUUAUGUAAAGGAUUACAUGGAAGCAAGUGAACCUUGCUUUGCCGUGGGAGAGUACUGGGAUUCCCUGAGUUAUAGCUAUGGUGAGAUGGAUCAUAAUCAAGAUGAGCACAGGCAGAGGACCGUUGACUGGAUCAAUGCCACCAAUGGUACCGCUGGUGCUUUUGAUGUUACAACAAAAGGGAUUCUUCACUCAGCACUGGAAAGAUGUGAAUAUUGGCGUUUGUCAGAUCCGAAAGGAAAGCCCCCUGGUGUCAUUGGAUGGUGGCCAUCUCGUGCAGUUACCUUCAUAGAAAAUCAUGACACUGGUUCUACGCAGGGUCAUUGGAGAUUUCCGAGUGGAAAAGAAAUGCAAGGAUAUGCUUACAUUCUUACUCACCCGGGAACACCAUCUGUGUUCUUUGACCACAUUUUCUCCCACUACAGGGCUGAAAUAGGAUCACUUAUCUCUCUCAGGAAACGGAACAACAUACACUGUAGAAGCACAGUUAAAAUUCUUGCAGCAGAAACGGACGUCUAUGCAGCUGUCAUUGAUGGAAAGCUCGCUAUGAAGAUUGGACCUGGUCAUUUUGAACCCCCUAAGAGAUCCUUGGGAGGAUGGUCCUUGGCUGGUGAGGGAAGAGAUUAUAAGCUUUGGGAGGCAUCAUAGAUGCUCACAAUAUCAUCAUUUAUCAUUGCGAGCUCCAAUUGAAGUGAGUCAUGCAAUGCUGUUUCGGAGAGGCAUAGAAGCAAACAAAACUAUUUAGCAAGCUGCAGAAGCUGCUAUCACAGUCAAAAAGUCAGGUUCAUCUCAAAACUGAAAAAUAGUGUAUACAUUUAAAUUAGGAAGGAGGUUGUGUCAUAGAUUGCAUGCUUUGUAUACAUAACAUUUUACAAUGUACUAUGCAUGAUUACAUACUAUAUAUACAUUGCCUGCAAGGUUCAACGUGGUAUAUAAGAAUGUGUAGAACAGUCUGCAUUGAUAAUACAGGGUAUGUUUUGGCA
Prosopis cineraria is the source of this 3176-nucleotide messenger RNA. Its product is annotated as alpha-amylase 3, chloroplastic-like. Gene Ontology annotation, molecular function: calcium ion binding; alpha-amylase activity. Lineage: Eukaryota; Viridiplantae; Streptophyta; Magnoliopsida; Fabales; Fabaceae. The record is from RefSeq and is a predicted model, not a curated record. Gene Ontology annotation, biological process: carbohydrate metabolic process. The coding region runs from base 13 to 2841 and encodes 942 amino acids. The transcript is spliced from 13 exons.